AUGGUAAUAUUCUUAAGUAACUCAUUCAGCAGCCUUGAUUGCACUUCAGAUGACAUCCCAUCAGAUGAACUUGGCUCUCCGAUUGCAACAUCCUCACCUAACCCUGCUGAUCGCGCCAAACCAGUAAAAAACUCCAGCCAACACCGCAAAAUCAAAACUCUGGUCAUCAAUUGUGAUGGCCUCUGCAACAAGCUCCCUCAGUUAGAGUCUCUGAUAGACCACCACAAAGCUGAUGUCAUAGUGGGUACUGAGUCCCAUCUCAAAAACGCCAUUUUUACAUCAGAAACUACCCCGCCAGGAUUUGUCACUUACCAACGAGAUAGAAUCCAGGGGAAGAAAGGAGGUGUGUGCAUUAUGGUGAAAGAUGAUCUAAUUGCCAGUGAAUGUAACAUCAUUACAACGGAGGCUGAAUUAAUUUGGGUAGAGCUACACAUUAAAGGGUAUAAACGUCUCAUCAUAGGUUCAUUUUACAGACCUCCCAACUCACCACCUGCGAACAUCCAGCAUCUGUCGGAUUCGCUAGCCAGCAUCCAGUCAAAGUUUAAAAAUGCGAUCUUGAUUGUUGGGGGUGACUUUAACCUUGCAGACAUUGACUGGACCAAUCGAUCUGUUAGACCUUAUGCUGUGGAGUCGGCAAAAUGUUCUCCGUUACUGGAUGUAUGCAAUGAUUUUUUCCUGGACCAACUAGUCAAAGAGCCCACAAGGAUUUCUGAAGCUGCUCAGAACAUUUUGGACCUCGUCCUCUCAACCCACCCUAAUUACAUUGAAAAAUGUAAAGUGGUUCCAGGUAUCAGCGAUCAUGAAGUGGUUCUCUUCACCCUUAAUCUUAAACCCAAACUCAACAAAAAAGUUCCAAGAAAGGUUUACUUGUAUGGGAAAGCAAACAUGGAGAAUUUAAGAGCUGACAUGACAAACUUCCAGGACAGCUUUCUUAAUAGUGACCCAGAUUCCCGCAAUGUGCAAACCAACUGGAACAUGUUCAAAGAAAAGAUCAGUGAACUCAUGGAAAAGCACAUUCCCUCCAGAACAUCUUGUGCCAGUCAUAAAAAUCCCUGGAUUACGAGAGAAGUGAGGCGUAUGUCCAAAAAGAAACAAAGCUUGUAUAAAAAAGCGCGACUCUCCAACAAUCCUAAGGACUGGGAUAGCUUCAAAGUGCACCAGAAGGCAACUCAGAAGAAACAGCGCAAAAAUUUCUGGGCCUUUCAAAAUAACAUGUUUGAUGAAAAAGAUAAAUCAAAUAAAGCUUUCUGGAAGUUCAUCAAGUCCAAGAAAUAG
Molecule: messenger RNA, 1275 nt
Organism: Asterias rubens (European starfish)
Lineage: Eukaryota; Metazoa; Echinodermata; Asteroidea; Forcipulatida; Asteriidae
Exons: 1
Coding region: 1-1275 (424 amino acids)
Molecular function (GO): catalytic activity
Source: RefSeq, a predicted model, not a curated record